Messenger RNA from Plasmodium vinckei vinckei, 2181 nucleotides. Its product is annotated as conserved Plasmodium protein, unknown function. The record is from RefSeq and is a predicted model, not a curated record. The transcript has 4 exons. The coding region runs from base 1 to 2181 and encodes 726 amino acids. Lineage: Eukaryota; Apicomplexa; Aconoidasida; Haemosporida; Plasmodiidae.
AUGAUUUUGCGCUUUAAAAUACGACCGCUAAUAUUACUUACAUAUUUAUACACGAGCUUUGUCAAUUCAAACAAGCAUAUUCAAAACACGUUAUCACCAUAUACCUUGCCUCAAAAUAUACCAAACCAAUUAUAUAAUAAAAUAGUGCCACCCCUAACAAAUGGAAAUAUAACUCACCCUAUUUUAAAUGGAAAUGGUCAUAAAAAACCAAAUAAACAUACAUGUGAAGCAGCAGGAUGCUCUUCAUAUAAAGAUAUUAUAAAAAAUAAUGACAACAAAAAUAACAAUCAUGAUGAUUGUUUAGACGGAUUUAUUUGUAAAAAAUGUAAAAAAACUCAUGCAAAAAAUUCGAAUAUAUGUUUUUAUUCCAAUCUUGAAGGAUAUCAAAAUUUAUAUGAGGCAUUACUUGAAGAAUAUACAGUGACACCCUAUGAUAAGUUCAAAAUACCUUUAAAUAAAUCGAGCAAAAAAAAAGAAGAUAAUGAAAAUGGUGAUACAAAAAAGGGGGGUGAUGAUAAUUCAGAGAAGCAGGAUGAAAAUGAUGACGAAGAAAAUGUAAACUCUUAUCAAAGUUUGAAUAAAAAUGGGGUAGAGUUUGUUGAAAAGACAAAACAUAAACACAGUAAUAACAAGCAUAGCCAAUUGAAUGUAUUAAAUCCUUUUGUAAAAAACAAUGGAUUUACACCUUACUCUACUAAUGAUUAUUCUUUUUUACUUAAAAAAAAUAAAAAACCAGAAAAAAUUGUAUAUAAAAGAUUGAAAAUAAAUAUAAAUAAAUAUGAAGAAUAUUUAAAAAGUAAAUUAAAUAAUUGUGGUGUUUCAAAAGAUGGGAUAGUAACUAUAUAUAUUAAAUUAUUGCUACAAAUUGUUAAGGAUAAAAAGGAUAUAUAUGUUGACAUAAGUAAGCAAAGUAUUUUAAGCUCCAAAACAGGUAGUAAAUCAAAUCAUAGUAAAAAUGAAAAACAAAAAAAUGAUGAAGACUCAACAGAUGAUGAAACUGAAAAUGAUAGUGAUGAUGAAGAUGAUUAUGGAAGUAACAAAAAAAAAUCAAAUAAUUAUUCCUAUUUAGAAAUUCAAAAUUUUGGAAAUAAUAAUAAUUCAAACAUUACUCAAUCAUUUAAAUAUGGUGAACAAGGUUUUACUUAUAAAGACAUGCAAAAAAAAUUGUCUAAAAAUUCGUACAACUUUAAUGAAAAAGAGACAAACAAAAUAAAUAAGAUAAGCCUAAAUAAUCCAAUCAUUAAAAAUGUAGAAAAAUAUAAUUUUUAUCAAAGACAGUAUGGAGAUGAUUCAGAUGGUGAUUCAAUGGGAGAUUAUUAUAAAUCUAAAAGUGGAUUUUUUAAAUCUUUAUUUUCUAAAAUUUAUAGAAAAAAAUCAGAUGACGAUUAUGACUCUUCAUCAGAUGAUGAUAAUGAAGAUGAUGGCAAAAAAAAAAGACGUUUUAGUUUAUUUUCAUGGAAGAAGAAAAAAAAUAAGUAUCACUCAAAAAAAAAUAAAAACCAUGAUGAAGAUGAAGAUGAUGAUAAAUAUUCGAAUAAAAAAUAUGAUGAAGAAAAUGAUGAAAAUGAUGAUAAUGAAUCAAAAGAAAAUAAAAAAAAUAAUAAAAGUUUAAUUUCAAAAAGUGACAAAAAAAAAUCAAAAAUAAAAGCAUUUUUUAGCAAAAUAAAAAAUAAAAUUCUUCCCCCAAAACAAAAAUUACAUAUAGAAGCAUUUUUUAAUAGUAUCAUAGUUAAAUCUUGUAAAAAUUCAAUAAAAUGGGAAGGAAAAAUGUUUAAAAAAAAAUCACUUGUUGAAGUUACUUUGAAAGUUCCUGUUAAAAUAAAGUACAUUGAAGAUGAACCUCUUAAUUUUUUUAGAUCUGGAUUUGAAACCAUUUUAACUUGUCAUAAUUGUAAUGAUAUAAUAUUUAAUUCAUGUGUACAGGUUUAUUGUACAAAAAAAAAUGACCACGAGCAAGGUAAGGAUGCUGGAGUAAGUCAAACUCAAAACAAACCAAACGAGUCAGGUUCAACAGGAGGAAAACCACCAAAUGCUUCACAAUUUCCAUAUAUAUCUGGUGCAUCUGUACUUUCAUCCUUGCCAGCAUAUAAUAAUAAUAAUAAUUAUUAUCCAGGGGCUUCUUGGCAAUUUAAUAAUAAAAUGGAUUGGCUCAAAGUUAUGAUAAGAAGUGGGUCCGAAUAA